AUGCAAUUGUUCAACUGGCUCCAAUUCGUCAUGAUGUUAGCUGUUGUGCUUCAACUUGCUAUGGGCGAUUACAUCUCUGUAGAAGAGCUGCCACGAAAAUCUGUCGCCGAAUUAGCACGCAUAUUCCGAUCAAAUCCAGAGGCUAUGGCACGAUUCCAAGAACUAUUUGGUGACGGAAUGAACGGAGAUGUUGCCCGUUUGUCAAAUCUGCAACGACUUGGUUGA
Messenger RNA from Haemonchus placei, 225 nucleotides. The record is from the annotation of a GenBank genome assembly. NCBI's taxonomy places the organism in Eukaryota, Metazoa, Nematoda, Chromadorea, Rhabditida, Trichostrongylidae.